GCGAACGCCGGCGGAACAGACGACGGUGGUGGCGAGCUGCAUCUUAGCCUCCACGUCCCGUUAAGUUUCAUUAUUUCACUCCGAGGAAUCCACGUCUGGAGAUCAAAUCAGACGGUUGUUCUUCGGGACAGGCUCCAGGUUGACAGAAGGCACCCCUCCCUCCCCCUCCCCUCAGUCCAGAUUGGCCCGGAUUGGCCAAUCGGCCGGAGGGGUUUUAGACUACAGCACAGCAGCAUCGUCUCGUCCGCGCGCGAGGAGGAGGCGGUGACCAUGGCGACGGCGGCGGCGACCCCCGAGCCGCUGACGGUGCUGUCGCGCUGGUACCUGUACGCCAUCCACGGCUACUUCUGCGAGGUGAUGUUCACGGCCGCCUGGGAGUUCGCGGCGCACCGCAACUGGAAGUUCCCGGGCGUGACCAGCGUGUGGGCGCUCUUCAUCUACGGCACCUGCAUCCUCAUCGUGGAGCACAUGUACCUGCGGCUGCGAGGACGCUGCCCCACCCUGCUGCGCUGCCUCAUCUACACGCUCUGGACCUACCUGUGGGAGUUCGGCACCGGCCUGCUGCUGCGCCAGUUCAACGCCUGCCCGUGGGACUACUCCCAGUUCCAGUACAACUUCAUGGGCCUGAUCACGGCCGAGUACGCGCUGCCCUGGUUCUGCGCCUCCUUCAUCGUGGAGCGGCUGGUCAUCCGCAACACGCUCCGGCUGCGCUUCGACGAGAAGGCCGACCCGGCCGCGGCCCUGCGGAACGGGGCCGAUGCCGACGGGCCGGGCCUGGGCACCUCCAACGGGUACCUGAAGGCUGACUGA
Molecule: messenger RNA, 810 nt
Organism: Conger conger (European conger)
Lineage: Eukaryota; Metazoa; Chordata; Actinopteri; Anguilliformes; Congridae
Gene: tmem229b
Product: transmembrane protein 229B
Exons: 3
Coding region: 271-810 (179 amino acids)
Source: RefSeq, a predicted model, not a curated record